This is a messenger RNA of Plasmodium knowlesi strain H, 1758 nucleotides long. RefSeq names its product conserved Plasmodium protein, unknown function. The coding region runs from base 1 to 1758 and encodes 585 amino acids. NCBI's taxonomy places the organism in Eukaryota, Apicomplexa, Aconoidasida, Haemosporida, Plasmodiidae. The transcript has 2 exons. The record is from RefSeq and is a predicted model, not a curated record.
AUGCCCCAAUUAGUGCCUGUUUACAAUCAGGAAAAGUCGCUGAAGGAGCAAGAUGAUGCGGAACUAAUAAAACAUCGAAAUUGGGACUUUGCCCACUCAUUAGUGAAAUUGAAAAAGAAGGGCUCCGAGGAUGACGAUGAUGCACAUGAUAGCAGUGCACACUUGAGAAAAAGCAACAACCUCAUGAAAAACGAAAAAGGACUAUGGGUCCCAAAGAAGGGUAUGACAGGUGAAGAUAAAACCAAGAAUGAUAAAAAAGGAGAAUCUGAAAAAAAAAAAAAAAAGCAUGUUCGUAGGAGGCGCAAUAAAUCGAGCAGUGAAUCAUCCUCCGAUCCUUCGAGGGUAUCCAAAUCGCCACCCCCCGCGCGUGAAUCUUCUCAAAAGAAAAGACAAAGGAAACGAUCCGCCAGUUCAACGCCCAUCAGAAGGGGCGCAAGCAGGGAUUCUUCAAGUGCCCAUUCACGGGAGAGCUCCGAUACAAGGCAAAGUGCAGAUUCAAAGCCCAGCACAUCCACGAAUAGGACAAGUUCCAGUGAAAGUGGCACCAAGAGGUCCAGCAGAAAGAAAAAAGGAGAGAGGAAAGAUAAAAAAAUUAUUAAAAAAAGUAAAAGGGGGAAGAGAGGUGAUGACAACGACGACGAAGAUAGCUAUGAUGAUGACCAAGGCAGGGAAUAUAAAAAAGAGGCAAAUAAGUUAAAAGAUGCAAAGAAGCGUCGAACAGAAGGAAAAAAGAAAAAAAAAUCGAAAGGGGAUGGCAACGCUAGUGAAGAGGACCAUACACAUGAUUCCCAUAAGGGUGAGGAAAAUAUAAAUUCACCAGAGGAAAAAAAGAGCCAUGAACACAGUGACAUGGAUGCAAACGAAAAAGAAUCAAUUUCCUCCGAUAGCGACCUGAGCAAACUUCAAUACAUUGACAUUUCUGAGAAGGUAGAAAGAAGUAGCAAUAAAUAUGAUACAAGAGGAGAGGAGGACAUCCAAAGUGAUGAGGGAAGUAGGGAACGUAAAGGAGAUAAACGAAUGGACAGAUUGCAGCGCAGACAUGAGCGUACACAUAGGCAUAGGGCCGGAGCUCGACACGAACACACACGUCAUCGUGAACAUAGUUACGAUGACAGGAAGGGGCGAGAUUUGGAAGGAGGGAAAGGUAGGAGAUACGAAUCUCACAGAUAUCAUCACAGAAAAGAUGACGCCGAUGGGAGAGAAGGGUCCCGACACGAUCGAAGGAAUUACAGACAUGUGGAUAGGCAUAGAGACAGGUAUUGGGAUCGAGAUGGAGAAAGGAAAAGGAAAGAUUUUGAUUUUUCCGACCAGGAGGAUGAUGCUAAUUAUAACCAUAAAAGAAAAUAUCACAGAAGACAUUAUGGUAACCCCAAUGAUGAAAAUGACCAGGGAUAUCAUCACGGACAGAGGAGCCAUUUUAAUGAAUGGGAUCGACAUGGAUGGACAGAUAACAGAAGAGGACAUUACAGAAGAACACAACUAAGAGACAACUGCCAUUAUGAAACGGUUGAGGAAAUGAAAAAUAAAAAUAUCCCCGAUUUUGAACAAAGUGAAGAUAAAGGGGAAGAUAGAAAUGAUCAACCAGAUGACGUAAAAAAUGAAAAGACGACAAAAUUGGAGAGCGCCGAAAUGUCAGAUAGUGAUGAAGAUGAAAUACUGGAGAACAAGACAGUGGAAGAAAUUGAUAGGAAGCUUAAGGAAAAACUUGAGGAGGAGAAAAUUAUGGAAUCCUUGGGGUUGCCACUAGGUUUUGUUUAA